AUGAAAAUAACUCAAAAUGCUUCACAAAAACUCUUUGUUUAUAAUCACAAUCACAAUAAAAAUCAACCAUCCAAACUUAAAUAUCAUUACACCAUAUAUUUUAAUAGUCAUGACUCAUCCAUCUAUCAACUCAAAGUAAAAAUUAAAUAAAUUACUUUGAUUCCUAAUUUAAUUUAUGUUUCAUUUACAGUGUCUUUUAAUAAAGCAUUUGAUUAAUGUGUGCUAUAAUUAUUUAAUUUUAUUUAUUAACUUUUUAGUUAUUCUGUUAUAUAUUAGGAACCAAUUUACUAAUAUCUAGAUAUCUAGAAUUAUGUUUCAAUAUAAUAAUUAUAUAUAUUUUAGGAAUUCUUUAGAAAUAGGAUAUAAAUCUUUGGAAUUAUUAUUUUCAUACUUUAUUUUAACUUACUUUUUGUUACUUUGAGUUUCAUACUUUCCAAGGUUAGUAAUUAUCUUAAAUGA
Messenger RNA from Paramecium pentaurelia, 459 nucleotides. Lineage: Eukaryota; Ciliophora; Oligohymenophorea; Peniculida; Parameciidae. The record is from the annotation of a GenBank genome assembly.